AUGUCAGACCACGGCAUACAAGCCCUAAAGGGCAUAAAAGCCCUAACAUUCGACGUCUUCGGCACAGUAGUAGACUGGCGCACCACAGUCCAAACCGCCCUAUCCACAGCCCUAAGGUCCAAACCACCAUCACCCUCCCCGUCCGCCGAAGCAGCAGCAGCCCGCGCCCAGGCCCUGACAGACGCCGACAUCGCCGCCCUGGCACAGGAGUGGCGCGACAGCUACAAGCGCUUCACGCGCGGCUUCCGCCCCGGCACGGACCCGUGGAAGGACGUGGACGCGCACCACUACGACAGCCUGGUACAGCUCCUCGACGAGCACGGGCUCGCCGGCUUGCUCGGCCCGGACGCGCUGCGCGACCUGAGCCUCGUGUGGCACCGGCUGGCGCCGUGGCCGGACUCGGCGGCCGGGCUGCGCGCGCUCGGAGGCGGCGCGGGCGCGGAGGGCGCGGAGGGGGGCCUCGGGCUGGUGACUGCGUCGCUGUCGAACGGGAAUCGCGCGCUGCUGGCGGACCUAGAUGCCUUUGGGGGGCUGGAGUUCGGCGUGUUGUUCUCGGCGGAGGACUUUGGCGCGUAUAAGACGGACCCGCAGGUGUACCUCGGCGCGGUGGAGAGGCUGGGUGUUCUGCCUGGGGAGGUGGCUAUGGUUGCUGCGCACUUGGGAGAUCUCGAUGCUGCGAGGCAGCUGGGGCUGCGGACGGUAUAUGUUGAGCGGAAGCGGGAGGAGGACUGGGAUGUUGGCAGUGAGAGGUAUGAGGCUGCGAGAGGCUGGGUUGAUCUUUGGGUUGGGGUGGAUGAAGGGGGGUUUGUGGAGGUUGCGAGAAGAUUAGGUGCUGUUCGCUAA
Molecule: messenger RNA, 843 nt
Organism: Diaporthe amygdali
Lineage: Eukaryota; Fungi; Ascomycota; Sordariomycetes; Diaporthales; Diaporthaceae
Product: (S)-2-haloacid dehalogenase 1
Exons: 1
Coding region: 1-843 (280 amino acids)
Molecular function (GO): hydrolase activity, acting on halide bonds, in C-halide compounds
Source: RefSeq, a predicted model, not a curated record